This is a messenger RNA of Andrographis paniculata, 2037 nucleotides long. RefSeq lists its product as uncharacterized. The coding region runs from base 457 to 1878 and encodes 473 amino acids. NCBI's taxonomy places the organism in Eukaryota, Viridiplantae, Streptophyta, Magnoliopsida, Lamiales, Acanthaceae. Gene Ontology annotation, cellular component: cytoplasm; membrane. The transcript is spliced from 15 exons. The record is from RefSeq and is a predicted model, not a curated record.
AAAAAGAAAAAGAAAAUAAAUAUAUUAUCAAGAAAUCAAGACAGAGGGAGCGAGAUUAGUGAUCCACUGAUUUUUCCUUUGAAUUCACUCCAACGAACGAACGAAUUCAAUUAAAUUUUCCUCCUUUCCUUCAAUCGGACAUCAUAUUCGUUUCCAGACGUACAACAAAGCUACGCGCAAACAACUCGGAUCUGAACUCCUCUUCUCAAAACACCCGUCUCUGUUGCCGGAUACAACACAACAAUUCGAGGCCUUGGAUUGCGUAUUAAUGCUGUUGUGACAGGAAUGUGAUUCAUUUCCCAGUGGCGGAUAUCUCUAAUCCGAUGCGAAAAGUUGGAGCGAUUCUAUUGUGCGGGUGAAGAAUAGACAAUUGGCAUUCUAUUUAUGUGCUUAAACUAGAGUUUUGUGGUGUUGGGAUACAUAUUUUAAAGACUGUAUCUCUUAUCACCUCUAUCUAUGUUUGGAGGGCUUGGGUCUAACCUGAACAGUAGUCCUCAUUUACGCAAGUCUGGAAGCCGACCUGUUGUAUUUGAUAUUGGUGGUUCUGAGCUUGGAAAUAGUUCUGAAGAAGAUCUUUUAUCUUCUAUAGAGUCCGAUGAAAUGAAGGGCGGGGCCGCACAAUUAGGCAGUGCAGCAAUUAUGCCAUCUCCUGUUCUGUUAUGGAGAUUUAAGGUAUUGCUAUUUUUCUUCUGGGGAUUCAGUUGUUGCAAGAUUGGGUGGGAUUCAGUCAUGAGAAUGAGUGUAGACCUGCGAGAUUUAUUCUUAUACGAGGCUUUCUUGUAUUAUAAUCCACUGCUUCUUGUGACCAUGGCGGUUUGGCUUUGGGGAAUAAAUUUAUGGGUUUUCGCUCAGUCUAAUAUUGGUUAUGCUAAGAUUUUUGACCUAGAUCAGAGCCAUCUCACUCACUGGGACAUAUGGAAGUGUGCCACCUGGAUGACCAUCAUUGUCCCAACGAGCAUGACGGCCUAUCUUUAUCUUUAUUCUCAUGGGGAAGUAAUGUUGGCUGCAUCUCAACCAGUUCUUUUGUACGCUGCUGUUGCAAUGACCCUCAUAUUUCCUUUUGAUAUCUUCUAUCUGUCAACACGUUACUUUUUGUUGAGGACUGUCUGGCGAAUAGUGUUACCAUUACAGGCCAUAUCAUUUGCUGAUUUCUUUUUGGCUGAUAUAUUUACGUCUAUGUCAAAGGUUUUCUCAGAUUUGGAGCGUUCAGUUUGUCGAAUGGUCCAUCGCCAGGUUGCCACCAUUGCAUGGUUUGAGGCAGAUUCUAUUUGUGGAAGUCAUGCUGUUGCAAUACCUAUAGUUUUAGUCCUGCCAUAUUUUUUUCGCCUUUUCCAAUGCCUUAGGCAAUACAAGGAUACAAAAGAAAAGACAUCACUUUUUAAUGCAUUAAAGUAUUCGACAGCAGUGCCAGUUAUUUUUCUAUCAGCCCUCAAGUAUCACGUUUUUCCUGACAAUUGGGUUAAAGUAUACCGCCCAUUGUGGCUCUUUUCCAGUGUAGUGAACUCCAUGUACUCUUUCUACUGGGAUCUUACGCGUGAUUGGGACUUGAGUGGCUUCACUCGAAUUUUCAAGUUCACCAAACCGCAUAUAAUAUCAAACUUGCUGUAUGGGCGAAAAUGGGUAUAUAUUUGGGUUAUUGGAAGCAAUCUUAUUCUACGAUGCACAUGGACAUACAAGCUUUCAGCUCAUCUUCGCCACAAUUACCUCACCGUAUUCACCAUCACCGCGCUGGAAAUCCUGCGUCGCUUCCAGUGGGUUUUCUUUCGAGUAGAGAAAGAAUGGAUCAAAAUGAACGCAAAAUCCGAUAUCCAGCUAUCGAUGAUGGAUGUUCCCAGGGAGGAAGAGAAAUUGCUUAAUUCCAAUGGCCAUAAUGUAUAGACAGACUCAUGAAAAGAUUCUGCGCACAAAUUUUCUUAGGCUAUGAUCUACAUUAUUUCAUUGGUUCAAAUGUUGCACAAUUAUACCAUUUCUGCCUUGGCUUUGAUAGCAAGAUAUAAAUUAUAGUUAUACAUGAUGAAUCUACAUCUCUUUUUGACC